CAUGAGUUGAAACAUGGUUAAGACGUCAGCAUCCAGCGGCAAAUUCAUCCGAAGCCAAAGCAAAACAAGCACACUUGACUUGACAUCCUCCCAUCUCCCAUUGAUCAAGCGAACGCAAUCUAUGAUACCAUAGCAAUUGUCCGCUUGACUUGGACCAUAGACGAGUAGCAUCGAACCCUUGAGUCUAAGAAAGUGUAGAAGGGUUUGCCAAUGGCUAAAGCAAGAUAACAUACGGUCAGAUGCUUGAGGGAGACCAGAGUUAGUUUCUCAUCACUCCUUUGAGCACAACAGGUAUCAUACCGAAGCCAUUGCUACCGUCGAUCCAAGCGAAGUGAAGAAUGGGCGCUUGCAAUUCCACCAGAUCCCGCUUUCGCGCCAGGGAAGAAGAUACAAGCCGUCAUGUAACAUAUUCCUUCCACGAGAACUUGGUGCGACAAAGAACUGGAAGACAUCGAUUUGACCAGAUCUACGAAGUCCUGGAGGAGAUUGGCAACAGCGGCCUAUGCACAAUUUAUCGCUUGCGAAGACGACAAAUCUCCACAGGCGGUGGAAGCUCCACCAAGAAGCUGGCUGCAAGACGCAAUUCAUGGAACCGAUUGAAGAGUGGAAGAUUCAAUCAUCGACAACAACCAGCAUCAUCACCACCCAAACGAGAAGAGCCAGUGGCCGAAGGCUCCGCCAAUAGCAACAACAACAAGGAAAUCUUCUUCGCUCUCAAGGUGAUCCACCUUUCGCUCGUGCAAGAGGACAAAAUUGAUCAACUCACCAGUGAGGUCGAAUUCCUCAAAACAUUGGACCACAAAAACAUUAUCAAAGCGUACGAAACUUUCUCAUUCCCACACACCAAGACGCUAGAGAUUGUCAUGGAGCUAUGCACAGGGGGUGACUUGCACGCACGUAUGCCAUAUACCGAGGCCAGUGCUGCCAAUGCACUCAAACAGAUUCUCAGUGCCAUUUCCUACGUGCACGAUCGAGAAAUCAUACACAGAGACAUCAAAUUCGAGAAUAUCAUGUAUGAAAGCAAGCAUCCGGAGGCCUGUAUCAAAGUGAUUGAUUUCGGAUUGUCCAAACAGUACUCCAUGGAUAAUCCAGUUCUUACCGAACGAGUUGGCACACUUUACUCCAUGUCACCCGAAACCAUGCAGGGACACUACACGACAAAGUCGGAUCUAUGGUCGAUUGGGGUAGUGCUAUUCAUGAUGUUAUCCAACGGCGACAAACCAUUCGAAGGGAAAACUCCCAAACAGCUCGUAGCGCGGGUGCUGAUUGGCGAUGUUCGCUUUGAUGGACCCCUCUGGAAAGAUAUUUCUACCGAGGCACAAGAAUUCAUCAAAACACUCUUGCGGGUGGAUCCAGAGGACCGUGUGACGGCACAUGAAGCCAUGAAGGAUCCUUGGUUCACUCCCAGCCCAAUAACAACAUCCCAGUCGCCAAAGUGCAAACGAGAUUUGAUUGAAAAGGUGCAGGAGAGCAUUGUGAAAUUUGCAGACACGGGCGAGUUUCGAAAGCUGGCACUCAAUGUCAUUGCCAAGAAAUCAACGUCCGAAGAGAUCUUUGAACUUCGCAAAGUAUUUGAUGAAUUCGACACCUUGAACUCGGGGACCAUUACACUUGUGGAGUUCAAGCAAGCUCUUGUCCGAUUCAAUUACAGCGAUGAAGAAAUUGAAAAGAUAUUUCGCAAAGUUGAUGUCAAUCAAACAAACGUCAUCAAUUACACUGAGUUCCUGGCAGCCACCCUAGAAACACAAGGAACGAUUGAGGAACACAGGCUUUCGGAGUGCUUUGAAGAAUUUGAUACGGACGAAUCAGGCUACAUUUCGAGAGACAACCUUCGGGUGUUGUUGGGAAAGCACAGCAGCGAAGCCUUCAUUGACGUGCUGAUGCAAGAAGCUGAAGCGACAAAAGAUGGACGUAUAACUUAUGAGCAAUUCCGACGAGUGGUUUCCAGGCGGAAUCGAAGAACUCUUUCUAAACUUUACGACGAGUCUGGGCAAAACCUCCCCGUGGUGUCAGAGGACGCCAUCGCUGACGACAACGGUAGCAUUGCAGAAGACGAGGUGUUACAAAGAUUUGGUAUCAUUGACAAAAUGCAUCGCUCUUUCAACAAUCUUAGCACCAAAAUAUCCAAGGAAUCGAGAUAGUACAGCAGAGCACAAUCAGAGCAUCAAAAUAUGGGAAAAGAACCGAGUUCCCGAUCAUCAGUUGUUGGCUUUUUGUUUCGCGAUGACUUCAGAAUCAUACUUCCCACCCGGAAUCUUGGCAUCGAGUCCGAGGAGAUUGCCUGCUUCAGCGGGGCUCAUCGACUCGUCGUCGUCUAUCUUGAGAGCAGCGGCAAAUGUGUUCGAUCGGAACGCCUUCAAGAAUUCCUGAUAGCUGACUGCAGAGUGCAGAGAGCAAAAGGUUGCCAGUGAGAUUUGUGACAAGCAAUGAUAUUCGGUGAUCCAAAGAGUUCUUACUUUUCCCAUCCGAAUCUUGGUCAACGCUCUUGAUUAUGUCAUCGAUUUCCUCCUCUUUACAAUCGUGGCCAAGGAUUUCGCGUAGGUUCUCGCGUGAGAUGAAUCCUUGAUUUAGAUUAUUAGUCGGCAUGAGCACAAGGAAACCGUCAGCUCUGUUUGGUGCAAAAACUUAGAGAAUCCUACUAGUAACGCGGCUUUGCUUACCGGAGUCAUCGCUGUCCAAACGAUCAAAGGCAGCUGCAACCCGCUCCUCUUCAACAUAACCGUGAUACUCUAUUGUGGCCGCAAGGAACUCAGUAUACUGCGAGCACACCGAGUGGUUAGGACACUGGCUCGACGACAGCAUCACCUCGGGAACAAAGGGGCAAAACUUACAUUGAUAUGACCCGUGUUGUUCACGUCCUUCGUGCAGCAACAAGAUGUUAGGACAUGGCGGUGGUGUAUUUGAGCACUCCAGGCGGCAAUAGGCGCAACUUACAAUGCUCUCAAAGACGUCCUGCAAAAGCUCAUCAGACAUGCCGGAUUCUUUCAGUGCAGACUCAAAUUCCUAAUGACGGGCCAGGAAAACACUUCAAGAUCAGCAUAAUCAGAUCCAAGCGAUCCAAUCACGGCAAAUCCACGGUCAGAGCGAAUCCUACCUUGUACGAGAUCACACCAUUCUUUGCCGUGUCGUACUUCGAGAAGAGCUUGCGCAGUUCCAUGAUUUCGUCGGUUCGUGAAUUGUGCGCGAUGACAUUGAGAGCCAACUUUUUGAGCGUUGGUGUGUUUUUGUACGCAAUGAAACUAUUUUGCAGACCCAUGACAAGUUCCUCCGAAGGAGCUUCAUCGGAGUAUUGAUUUUGAUGUUGCAGCCAGUCAUGGGCCAGCGCACCGGUGGCAUUCAGGCGUUCCUUCGGAUUGACAAUCAAGAGGUUGUCGACAAAGUCUUUCCCAGCGGGCGACAUUUUGUCCCAGAUCGGGCCUUCCAUCUUAUAGUCUGCCCUCAUGAUUUUGUCGAUCAUUUUCCUACGCUUUCGGUCCGCAAAUGGUUUUUCACUCGACAUCAACAUGAAGGCGAUGACACCGACCGACCUGGUUUGGUAGAUUGGUCGAGGUUGCUUAGCAAAGACAAAGACAACAUGCAGCAAAACUUUGCAGCCCAAAAGAGUAAAACCGGCAUUUUCGCGUGCUGAUUAACUUACCAGAGGUCACAUUGACUGGUAUAAAUUCCCUGGAGCACUUGGGGAGCCAUGGUGUAACUGAACGAGGAACACCGUACAUGUAUACGUCAGUGACAAAGCAAGGCAGAGAAGAAAACCACGAAAAGUACCACAGGUCCCAACUCACAUGGUCCCAACUCCCUCCUUCAUGUGGUGCUGCUUCCCAGAGCUAAACUUCUUGCUCAAGCCAAAGUCAAGGACCUUGAUUGGGGAAUUCGGGUCGGCAACUUCAAACAUAAUGUUCCUGUAAGGUAGGACGGAGUCGAGUCAGAGUCAUAUCGUCAAUGAUCAAGAACAGAAAACAAAUCCAAGGGAUAUGAGUGAAAAGCCACUUACUCGAACUUGAGAUCGCGAUGGACAAUCGCAUGGUCGUGCUGUAUCCAAGAGUAAGAGAAGGUAUCAACAAAAUUAGAGAAUCCUGCCGAUGCACACCGGUACAUAGCAUUGGCUAGAUGACGCAUCCUGAAACCAAACCUACCAUGUAUUUCACGGCGGAGGACAGCUCCCCAGUGAUACGGCAAGCAUCUUUCUCCGAGUACGGGCUAAAGGAAGCAAGAUCACCACCCUGGCACAACUCCAGGACAAGAUAGAUAUUCUUCUUGUAAUUGUAAACCUAAAAGGGCGAAAGGACUCUCAGUUAGGUCUCUCUGGAAUGGAUGUAAAUUGAGUAGUGAGUUUGUUGAUGAUGACACUGACCUCAUGUGCCUUGACAAUGUUUGGGUGAUCGGUCGACUGAAGAGGGGGAAAUGGUGUUGCAAGUGUCAUUGAGUAACAUGGUCCAGCCAGAACGUGCCAUGAAGAAACAUGCACGCUCAGAACAAAACGACAGCCAUUUCGCGUACC
This is a messenger RNA of Seminavis robusta, 4498 nucleotides long. The record is from the annotation of a GenBank genome assembly. Lineage: Eukaryota; Bacillariophyta; Bacillariophyceae; Naviculales; Naviculaceae.